AUGAGAGCCGGCGGGGCGGUGACCAACGAGAGGGAGUGCCCAACUCUGCAGGCAGCCAAUGAGAGCCGGCGGGGCGGUGCUUGCGGCCAAUGGGCGGAGCCGCUGCCCUGAGUUGACCCGCGGCCCCCCCCCCGCCCCCCUCCCCCGGCGGAACGGCGCUACCGGGACUGUUCGACGCCAAAAUUCCUCGUUUUCCACCCAAAACCACACUCCCCCCUCCCUCCUUCUCCCCACUGCCGCUUCACCCAAUCCCGGCCGUUUUUACCCCGAAGGCACCGGCAGACGCCGGGUUCGCGCACCCCGACGUGCUUUGAGACGUGUGAAAACGUGGCUUUCCCGUUCAAACGCGUUUUGCCCAUGACAACGGCGUCUGGCGCCGCCGGGGGAGGUCCCGGCUGGGGCCAAAGGGUGGGACCCGGCGGUAGGGAAAGGGGCCCCCCGUCCCUUGGGCAGACGCAGCGGCUCCAGGGCGGGUGCCGGGAUUGGCCGCUCCUGGUGGCUCCGCCGAGGGCAGUGGGCACACGGUGGUGCCGGUGCGGGACUGCCGGCGGGAUGGAGCCGGGGGAGCGGGGAUUCGAGCUGUGGCGAGAUUACCUGGGGCUGGCGGCCGUGGUGGCCGCGCUGCGGCGCACGGAGGCGGCGGCGGCAGCACCAGGAGGGCAGAAUGGCGGUGGCAGCAGCGGUGGUGGCGGAUGCACCUUCUGCAGGCACAACGGGGAGGCAAAGCAGGUGUACAGCGGGCACCGGCUGCGGGACGCGGCGGGCCGGGUGCUGUGCCCGGUGCUGCGGAGCUACGUGUGCCCGCAGUGUGGAGCCACCGAGGACCGGGCGCACACGCGGCGCUUCUGCCCGCUCACCCGCCGCGGCUACGCCUCCGUCUACAGCCGGCCCAGCCGCGGCACCGGGAGCAGCGAGCACUGACGGGCGGCACCGGGGCGCAGGUAACG
Messenger RNA from Pezoporus flaviventris, 947 nucleotides. It is a transcript of the gene NANOS3, whose product is annotated as nanos C2HC-type zinc finger 3. Gene Ontology annotation, cellular component: perinuclear region of cytoplasm. The record is from RefSeq and is a predicted model, not a curated record. Gene Ontology annotation, molecular function: zinc ion binding; mRNA binding. NCBI's taxonomy places the organism in Eukaryota, Metazoa, Chordata, Aves, Psittaciformes, Psittacidae. Gene Ontology annotation, biological process: negative regulation of translation; oogenesis.